Molecule: messenger RNA, 1743 nt
Organism: Gracilinanus agilis (Agile Gracile Mouse Opossum)
Lineage: Eukaryota; Metazoa; Chordata; Mammalia; Didelphimorphia; Didelphidae
Product: complement C1q and tumor necrosis factor-related protein 9A-like
Exons: 4
Coding region: 78-1076 (332 amino acids)
Molecular function (GO): protein binding
Source: RefSeq, a predicted model, not a curated record
UUACAGAUUCCUCAGUACAGACACCUGAGGACAUACAUAUAGCCUGGGACACUGGGUUUCAGAUUACACCUGAAGCUAUGAGAAUCUGGUGGGUCCUACUGGUGGCUGGAGUCAGCACAGAAGACCUAGUCUCACAGGGCAGCUGCGGGCAAGGGCAUCCUGGUAUCCCUGGUAGUCCUGGGCAUAAUGGCUUACCUGGAAGGGAUGGACGAGAUGGAGCAAAGGGUGACAAAGGGGACCCAGGUGAAAUAGGGCUUCCUGGGAACCCAGGGAGAGAUGGCCUAACUGGAGAAAAAGGAGAACGAGGAGCAGAUGGAAAAGUUGAAGCAAAAGGGAACAAAGGUGAACAAGGGCAGAGAGGAUGGCCUGGGAAAUAUGGACCAAAAGGAUUUAUUGGUCCCAUGGGAGACAAAGGUCAAAAAGGAGAGAUUGGGCUUCAAGGACGAAAGGGAGUGAAGGGUGAUGUGGGUCCAAUUGGGCCAAAAGGGAUAAAGGGUGAAGGUGGACCUCCUGGAGAUAUUGGUUUGCUUGGCCCUGUUGGUCCUAUUGGAAUGCCAGGCCCUAAAGGAGAUAUUGGUCCCAUGGGACCAAUAGGUGAGCCAGGAGUCCAAGGAAUGAGGGGCUGGAAAGGGGAUAGAGGAGAAAAGGGGAAAACUGGUGAUCCCCCCAUCUCACCAAAAAGUGCUUUUACUGUGGGUCUUACUGUGUUUACCAAAUUUCCCUCUUCAAAUUUGCCCAUUAAGUUUGAUAAAAUCUUUUAUAACAAACAGAAUCAUUAUAAUUCAACUAAUGGAAAAUUCACUUGCCAUUUUGAUGGAAUAUAUUACUUCACUUACCACAUCACUGUUUUCUCCAGAAACAUAAAUGUAUCUUUAGUUAAAAAUGGGAUCAAAGUGCUGCACACUAAAGAUGGCUAUCAUGGUAAUGAGGACCAGGCUGCUGGGGGCAUAAUCCUUGAGUUGAAGCUUGGAGAUGAGGUGUGGAUGCAAGUGACUGGAGGAGACAAGUUUAAUGGCUUGUUUGCUGAUGCAGAUGAUGACACAACAUUCACAGGCUUCCUUCUAUUUAGAGAUUAGUCAACUAGAAAAGUCCACACUCUCAAUCAUUUUUAUAUGAUGCUAUUUACUUUGGGGUUAACAUUCACUGAUUUUAUCUUAUAAUCGACAUUUUAAAAAAUGGUUUAUAUAUGUCUUUUGAUGUAGACAUCAGUGUUCCCAACUUUCCUCUAUGUGCUUAUAUUAUCCCUUAUAUUUAAAAAGCAAUCAAACAAAAUCAAUAAAUGCAGCGACCACAUAUGAGAGUACAUGCAACAUUCUGCUUUUCUGCCUCACUCAUUUCUACUAGAAGGGGAAAUGUGAAUCUCAGUAAUCUGUUGUCAGGGCAAGAUUGCUUAUUAUAAUUAUUCAAAGUUGUUUUUGUUUAUAUUAUUGCAUUCAGUGUAUGUAUUGUUCUCCUGGUUCUCUCUCCAUUCAUAUACAUCUUCUCAAGCUUUUCUUAAUUCCUAAAAUUUUAUUGUCUCUUAUAACAUAAUAGUGUUCCAUUACAUUUAUACACCACAAUUUUUUCAGAGCUAUUACUUGACUAUAGGUACCCUCUUUGUUUCCAGCUUUUUGGGUGCACACUAUUGUUGUUUGUAAUUGGCAUGAGUAUGUGUGAAAAGGGAAAACCAGGAAGCUUAUUUUUAGAAAUGAUCAUAACUGUUAAUUACUCUUUUCCCAAGAAUAAAUUUAGAAUCUCACACAA